AUGUGUAUUGAUAUCAACGAAUGCUUAUUCGGAAUGCACGACUGCGAUUUGAAAAGCGAGUCUUGCCAGAACUCCGAAGGUUCCUACAUAUGCGUCCCAAUAAAUGGCUGCAGCGAAGGAUUUGUGUAUAAUUCUGAUUGGAAGCGAUGUGAGGACAUUGACGAGUGCAAAAUGAAUAGCAGUAUUUGUCAGCAGCAAUGUACAAAUACUGAAGGAAGUUUCUUCUGUGAGUGCAACGAAGGAUAUGAACAAAGUUCUCGAAAUGCCCCUUGCUAUGAUAUCGAUGAGUGCGAGGAGAAUGAAGAAGCUUGUGGGGAAAAUUCAAUCUGCGAAAAUUCUCCUGGAAGUUUUUCUUGCUCAUGCUUAGAAGGGUUUGUGCUGAAGGAUGGAAAUUGCAAGAGCAGCGCUGUCAAUGAAUGUCUUUUGGGGACGCAUACUUGUGACGAAAAUGCUAAUUGCAUAGAUACGAAAAACAGCUUCAAUUGUCAGUGUAAUCCAGGUUUCCUCGGCGACGGGGAUGUCUGCGAUGACAUGGACGAAUGCGCCCUCAGAUCUGGAGACGAAGAUUACUGCGACGGCAUUCUCGAAAAUUCAGCCUGCGUCAAUACUGUUGGUAGUUUCGAGUGUCAAUGCAAACCUGGUUAUUUUCUGAAAAACGAUCAGUGUGAAGAUAUCGACGAAUGCGCCUCGACCCAUCUUUGUCCAAGCAAUUCUUUUUGCGUUAACACUAUUGGUUCCGCUCACUGCGAAUGCUUCGAAGGAUUUGAAGAGAGGGAUGGCUUCUGUGAGGAUAUCAACGAGUGCCAGGGAGAGGAAUACCCUUGUGAUGAAAAUGCGAGAUGUACAAAUACAGUCGGCAGCUAUGAAUGCGCAUGUCGCGGCGGCUAUUUCAUGAAAGAAGAAGGUGGAAAAUGCGAAAAGAAGCCAAUUAAUGAGUGCGUUCAAAAGACCCAUAAUUGCGACCAAGUUUGUAACGACGAAGUUAUUGGCUUUUCUUGCUCCUGCUUUCCAGGUUACAAACUGGCUGAGAUCGGGGGCAACGUCUGUGAAGAUAGUGACGAGUGUUUGGAAGAGAACACCUGCGGCGAGCACCAAAAAUGCACAAACAGCAUUGGCUCCUUUGAUUCCGGGUUCGGCAAUUUUUUCAACAAAAUGGAACCGUUCAUUUUAUACAAAAAAAAACCUUGUCGAACCCUUUAUUUUGCCUGCCACUGCAAUUCUGGGUACGAGUCGACCUCUGCUCCUGGGGAACCAAAAAUAUGCGAGGAUAUAAAUGAAUGCACAAAUGGCGAGAAUCGAUGUGAUGAGGUCACGCAAAUUUGCCAGAAUUUGGCGGGAUCAUACGAGUGUAUAUGCAAACAUGGUUUUGAAAUAUCUUCCGAAGGGGAGAGUACUGGAAAAUGCGCUGAUAUCAAUGAGUGCGAAAUGGAAAAAAAAUGUCCCGUCAAAACAAAAUGCGUCAAUUCUUUUGGGUUCUAUUCUUGCCCCUGCCUUCCAGGAUACGAAGACAAUUUGGAUUCCGAAAACUCGGCGCUAGAAUUUCCGCCUAAUAAAUGUAUAGACAUCGACGAGUGCGCGAUGACAGAUGUCUGUCACACUCCAAAUACAGUGUGUUCAAACUUAGAUGGCUCAUUUGAGUGCUCUUGUGCUCAAGGGUUCAUGUGGUCAGCUGAUUCAGAGAACGAUCUUGGCACCACGUGCGCGGAUGUGGACGAAUGCGAUCAGCACGAAACCGGGCAACAGGCUUGCGGUGCCAACCAGAAAUGCACAAAUACAGUCGGCUCCUACACUUGCUCCUGUUCCGUUGGCUAUGAAAAAUCCCCUUUCCAUAAUCCCACCGAUCAGUUCAUUUGCAUAGAUAUUGAUGAGUGCUCCCUCAAUACCACCACGUUUUGUGGCCCCUUUUCAAUUUGUCACAACAACGAUGGCUCAUACGAUUGUUCUUGCAUCGAUGGCUUUCAGAUGAACAUGACGAGCUCUCUUUGCGAAGAUGUGGACGAAUGCGCGGAGGAAGAUACCGAAAAUCCCAUCUGCCAGGACAUUGAUGAAUGCUCAACUGGUCUGGUAACGUGUCUAAAUGGAAUGUGCCUAAAUCAGCUGGGAUCGUUUGACUGCGAAUGUAAUGAAGGCUUCUUCAACGAUGAUGAUUCCUACGACUGUGUGGACGUAGACGAGUGCGCAACUGCGAGUCACGACUGCUCUCCCCGUGGAAAUUGCUCCAAUACGGUGGGCUCGUUCACUUGCGCCUGUCCAUCGAAUUUGAUCGGUGAUGGAUUCAAGUGCGUCUCUGACGACGACCCUUACGACGUCGAGCUCGCAGAUGACAGCGAAGAAGCAACGGUUGACAUUUGCGACUUUGGAGUCGUCAAAUUUAGUUUUUCUAUAAAAGAACUCUUCGAUCGAACAGUGAAAUCACUCUGCUUGGAAGUUUUCAGCUCCGACGAUUUAGCCAGAACCGACCCACAAAUAAUCCGAGAUGUAAAAGGCUUCACGAAAUACGAAGUUGCUCUCCUUGCAGAUUUGACCGAUGUGAACGAGCGGCCGUACAUCAGCGUUUGCCCGUGCAAUCAAACUUGCCAGGGCAAUGAUUUGUUCAUAAACAUGAUUGAUGAUGAGUGUUAUAGCCAAUCCUCGCAGGCCUGGUUCAAAAACGAAAGGCGGAAGAAUUUCCCGGAAGGAAGUCCCUUUUUUUUCACAUUAAAUUUUCUUCAAAAAUUACCGUAG
This is a messenger RNA of Oikopleura dioica, 2724 nucleotides long. NCBI's taxonomy places the organism in Eukaryota, Metazoa, Chordata, Appendicularia, Copelata, Oikopleuridae. The record is from the annotation of a GenBank genome assembly.